This is a messenger RNA of Thecamonas trahens ATCC 50062, 910 nucleotides long. RefSeq lists its product as uncharacterized. NCBI's taxonomy places the organism in Eukaryota, Apusomonadida, Apusomonadidae. Bases 56 to 910 code for a protein of 284 amino acids. The record is from RefSeq and is a predicted model, not a curated record. The transcript is spliced from 2 exons.
CUCGACGCGGCAAAGGCGAGCGAGAGAGAGCAGGGCAGAGCAAGGGAGAGCAGGAAUGGCUCGCCGAGGACGACCGUCGGUUCUCGACCGGUGGGCGCAUAACAUCCACGACGAGGAAGCAGCUGGUGGUAGUGGUGGUGGUCCAAGUGGUCGUCGUGCGGGGGUUGGUCAGUGCGGGACCGGCGGAAGUGGCGGUCGCCGGGGCGGAGGACGGGCCAGUGGCCGCCCGACCGGAGGGCGUGGCGGAGCGGUUGGGAGUGGCGGGCGGGCGGCAGGGGGUGGAAUUGGGACAGGAAAGGCGCUAGAAUUGGGGUCGGGCUCAGGAUCGGCAUCGAUCUGCGCUGGAAGGAUGAUGUUCCGGGGCGCAAGCUCGGGAUGGGUGUCGCGGGCGGUGAGUCUGGACGGAAGCGGCGUGCUGCGGCUUGGCGAUCAGGUUGCGCUCGAGCUCGGUGGAGGGCGGUUUGAGCUUGAUCCGGGCGCUGCCGAUGGGGCGAGGAGGGUGCUAGAGAUAAGAGCCGGUGGACGGGUCAAGUGCGCGCUGAGCCACAGCCUGGCUAGUGUGCUGGACGAGUGGGCGGAGGCGCUGGCGCGAUUUACAAGUGUGGCGGGAAGUAGCAGACCGGUAGCGGCGAGCAAGCCACCAGCGAGCAAGCCACCAGCGCUCAAGCCGCAGCCGGCGGCGGUGGCGGCGCGCAAGGCGGCGAUGGCGGCGCGGCUCGAGUCGUUGCAGCAGCAGAGUAAGGCGACCGGGUCCGGCGCGCGGCUGGGUGGCAUGGGCGUGGUGCGGGCAAAGCCCAAGCCGGUGUUGCGGAUGGCAGGGUCCGGCGCAGCCGAGGCGAGCAUCGAGCGGAGCGCGCUGGUCUCGGGCGAGUCCAAAAACGUGCUCAAAUGGAAGCACAACCUUGCGUAA